Molecule: messenger RNA, 693 nt
Organism: Aegilops tauschii subsp. strangulata
Lineage: Eukaryota; Viridiplantae; Streptophyta; Magnoliopsida; Poales; Poaceae
Source: RefSeq, a predicted model, not a curated record
AUGCCGUCGUGGCCCAACAGCAACGAGACCUCUGACGAUGACGAGUACAUGAGUGAGUUCAGUAGCAUGCAGAUGGAGUAUUUUCAAACUCCAGACACUGUGAUAGAUCCAAGCUUUUCUGGGCUUGUGACUGAAUCUGACCGUAGGUGCAUCCUGCACAGGGAGAGGGCUGGCAAAUUUGUGGCAUUUGAAGGCACUGACACUGGCAGGAGAUUCGUAGGAUGUGCAACUGAGGAUGGUGUGAACUGUGGUGUUUUAGAGUGGGUAGAUGCCCCUUGGCCUGUUGAGAAACUGAAGAAGGAGCUGGAUUCUCUUGGCAAUCAGUACAGUCAGCUUGUGGAUGAUGUAUCCAAGCUGUUUGAUUACCAGGAUGGGCAGAAAUCCCAUGACAGGAAUUACACAAGCCAGGCAAUCAAUGAACUUAAGGAGAAGAAGCAUCAGCUUGAGGAGCAGGCAAAGAUUGAGAUUCAAAUGGAGAAGCUUAAGCUCAAGAAAGAACAGAGGUGCAUCCUGCAGAGUCAAGCUGAUAUCAUUCAAAACACCAGGAAAGCCAUGAAGGAGAUACAAGUUGAGAGAGACCUCCUUAAAGAAGAGAAGAAGAAACUGGAGCAUAUCAUUGCUGAGCUCUUGAAGGCAGGUCAUGGGUGCAAAGAAAAGCUAGACAAGAUCAAAGAAGUUGUCAUGGAGGAGUGA